Fusarium poae is the source of this 795-nucleotide messenger RNA. RefSeq lists its product as uncharacterized. The coding region runs from base 1 to 795 and encodes 264 amino acids. NCBI's taxonomy places the organism in Eukaryota, Fungi, Ascomycota, Sordariomycetes, Hypocreales, Nectriaceae. The record is from RefSeq and is a predicted model, not a curated record. The transcript is spliced from 4 exons.
AUGGAUCGCCGUUUUCAUUCUAGGAAUCAAAUGCCUUCGACGCGCAGCAGUUCUGAGUUUAGCACCAUCCACGUCGCCCUUCCUCAACAUUCCCAGAGUGAUUACAUCCCGGGAAGCAUGUCGGAUGAAAGCGGAUCUGGAGAGAGCGGCUUGAACGACAAGUCCGACGAAGAUGAGGUCGACGAUAACGACAAAUCUCUCCCUAAGAAAAGGGCCCGUCGGGCCCCUGUUCCUGCUCCUGCUAUUGCACCUGGACAGCGCCUUCAAGAGGCCGCCGUUCUUGUCUACAACGGCCAAACAGUCAACAACUGGAAUCAACUUGUUGCGCAGUUCAAGCAGGCCAUUGAAGGACGCGCUGCUCCCCAAACUGCUGCUCCCCAAACUGCUGCUCCUCAAACUGCUGCUCCUCAAGCCGGCCCAGGCUCUCUGAGUUUUGGGCAGACAACUACCAGGGCCAACCCCCAGCGUCUUCCACAUGACGCUAUAGUGACUCCUACCGUCCCUCGGCUUGUGGAUCCCGAUUGCCAGGCUCAACUUUUGCAGGAAGCCCGGGCUCAUAAUCACAAACUAGACAUCAUCAUUCAACUCUUGCAGCGAUCCCUUCAAAUCCAGGAGAGUGGUUUCACUACCGUCAGUGACGGUAUUACUCAGGCCAACGAAGGCAUUAAGCGACUGACUGCCAUCACUUGCCAACUUGGGGAUGUCUCCAACCAGCAAACAAUGGAGCUCCGACAGAUGCACAAUGAGAUGCGUCGUGUUAAUGGAAAUGCAGACUUGCCCUCUUUCGCCCCCUAA